AGGAACCCUGAGAGAGAGAGAGGGCAGGUCACCUGCAUACAAAUUGAAUUAUGGAGAUCCCAGGGGACAAGAACCCAGUUCUGCAGCAGGUGAACCAGUUGUGGUCCAUGUUGGACGACAUGCGUCUGGACAGUCCAGAAAGUUAUCGGACCUUUAUUGAGAAACAGCUACAGGAAGGCGCGGACUUCUACUCCCCUCCUCAACCCGACUCCUGCAUUCGAGUGGCAAUAUUAGGCCAUGAACGGGGCGUCCUGUACAUCAACGUGUGCGGCUGGAAGAGGGUUCCUGCUCCCAGCUCCACUGAGCAUCCUGUGCCGGUGUGUGGAGGAAGACUGGACACGCACACUGAGGGGAAAGAGCAGUACAGCGUGCUGGAUGUGGCAUUCAGCCCUGAGGUGGUAGAGCGAGCGCACGGGGACCCGCGGGAGAUGGAACAGCUCCACCUGCUGGCCGUGAGCUACGCCCAGCAGCAGCACGGCCUGAGUCUGGCCCAGCGUUACACCGCCCUCUCCACCGCCUGCAAGGGCAGCGCUCAGGGCGUCAAGGACCGCCUGGUGUCACCGCGGCAACCACAACAACCCGUCCCGCCGCCAGCAGAGCCCAGCGCAGCUCCUUCUCUCCUGCAGCAGGUCUCGUCCCUGCGUGGGGAUGGGGGGUUGGCUUUGGAGGGGACAGAUGACCCCGCCGCAGGGACGGUGACCCUUGACCUGGGUAGGGGUGAGCAGCCCGCCAGGCCAGGGCUCAUCCAGGUGAUCUCCAGCUCAGAGAGCUCCGUCCCGCGACGCCCGGUCCACCGGCUCACGCUGCGCCCGGGCACAGGUGCCACGGGCGACGAGGGGCGCCCCCGCAGUCUGGAGCUCGCCAUAGAACUCCCGGGGGUUUGCUCUGCCAGAGAAUGCCAGCUCAGCAUCUCACAGGAUGACGUACUACUUGAAGUAGAGGACAUGUACCAACUCCAUCUCAACCUCCCGGAGACAGUGAACGAGGAGACUGCCACAAGCGCCUUCAACGUGCGCACACACACACUAACUCUCACAGUGUCUGUGCUCUAACACACACACAGACACACAUUAGCACUAACUCUUCAACUGUCUGUGCUAUAAUGCAUAAACAUUUAUUUUGACCCUCACGUGUGUUCUGUAACACACACACACACAUGGUGAUCCAAUACACACACACGCACACACACGUGUUACAGUACAUUGUACAUUGUGUUCCUUUGCCCUUUCUGAUGUCUGAUGUGGCCCAAACACAUACAUCUACAUACUUGCACUGCCCCAGAUUCACCUGGUGUGUGCAUGCAAACACACACUCUCUCUCUCACACACACACACACACACACACACACACACACACUUGUAAUGAAACAUGGUUCCAAUACUGCCAUCCACUCACUUGCUCACACAAACAACCCAAAUCAAAAGCAAGAACACACAGCAGCCAGAGGUGAAGCCCACAGUCUUCAUAUAUUAACAUACAGGUCCCACGUACAGAUGACACAAUAGGGGCAGGCUAUGUGUACAGACACACACAGACACACACACAGACACACUGGAGGGCUUAAUAUAAGCAGUACUGUUUACAGGUGCCUGAUGUAAGCACCACCUCAGUGUGUGUAUGUGGGUGUGUUUGUGUGUGUGUGUUUAUGGCCCCAAACCCAAAACACACAGAGCACAAUUAAGUCUCUUGGCUUUGUACACGCUUUUCUUGGCUUUCCUGACACUGAACUCUGUUUGUGUUACCCACCGUUUCAGGGGUUAAUCUUGUUGAGUCUUCUAAUUAAAUAACAUUUAGAACAUA
This is a messenger RNA of Sardina pilchardus (European sardine), 1800 nucleotides long. RefSeq names its product PIH1 domain containing 2 (gene pih1d2). The coding region runs from base 51 to 1052 and encodes 333 amino acids. The transcript is spliced from 6 exons. Gene Ontology annotation, cellular component: cytoplasm; ribonucleoprotein complex; R2TP complex. NCBI's taxonomy places the organism in Eukaryota, Metazoa, Chordata, Actinopteri, Clupeiformes, Clupeidae. Gene Ontology annotation, biological process: box C/D snoRNP assembly; rRNA processing. The record is from RefSeq and is a predicted model, not a curated record.